Triticum aestivum (bread wheat) is the source of this 917-nucleotide messenger RNA. Its product is annotated as protein SPEAR3. The transcript is spliced from 5 exons. Gene Ontology annotation, molecular function: DNA-binding transcription factor activity. The record is from RefSeq and is a predicted model, not a curated record. Bases 43 to 627 code for a protein of 194 amino acids. Lineage: Eukaryota; Viridiplantae; Streptophyta; Magnoliopsida; Poales; Poaceae.
UUGUCUGUUGGUAGCUAUACCUGGGUACGAUCCCAUGAGGCUAUGAGUGCAAGCAACUUUGGGGACAGCAUGGAGUGGGGCAGGGGGAGAUCCUCCUCCUCCUCGUCGGGGUCGGGGUCGGGGUCCAGGAGGGGCAAGAGAGCCGCCGCCGUUGACAAGCCGAGGCAACCGCAGCGGGGCCUCGGCGUCGCGCAGCUUGAGAAGAUCAGGUUGCAGGCCGAAAUGGCCGAGUACCAGCACCACCCUCCUCUCGUCGGACAGCCACCUCCGUCGUCGUCGAUCCACGGAACCGGUAGCUUCAACCUGCAGGAAGAUGCACGCUCGUCGUUGAACUACUCACUGCCGUCGUCGCCGUCCUCCUCCUUCCAUCCAAAUCUUGUGAUGGCCUAUAAUGGAUGGAGAUCAGGAGACAUGAGAUAUGGCGAAUCCCCAACUGCUCCCAUCAUCAGAUCAGGGUUGAAUUACCAUGGAGCAACUACCUAUGGUACAACACAUUACCCUCAUCCGGGUAGCGAUCACACGUUACCUCUCUUCGAACCCAAGCUGGACCUAAAUCAAAUGGCGACAGUAGACUCAUCGUCGGCGAGUACGAACCUGGAUGAUGUGGACCUUGAGCUGAAGCUAUGAUACCACCUUGUUAAACAUGUCCAUGCUCGUGGCAUAUGCAUCGAUAUGAUGCCACACGAACCGCGGUGUGUUUAAUUCUCAUGCAUAUAUUGGAUUGCGAUUGAUUUGGUGAUGGAUGCUGGCUAGCUAGCUAGUUAAUUUGUACAGACAUAAGCACACUACGGCCAUGGAUUUCAGAAUAUAUAUGGCAGCUGGUCUGCCUAGGCCACUGAUCCUGCUGCCUUUUGCACCUAGCUAGUGUUGUAUGAUGACAAGGUACGUAUAUUCUGGUGCAGUACUUUGGGCGUCGA